Molecule: messenger RNA, 1485 nt
Organism: Nicotiana tabacum (common tobacco)
Lineage: Eukaryota; Viridiplantae; Streptophyta; Magnoliopsida; Solanales; Solanaceae
Source: RefSeq, a predicted model, not a curated record
AUGGUCAUGCCAUUUAGUCUCAAGAAUGUUGGUGCUACCUACAUGAGGGCUAUGACGACCCUCUUUUAUGACAUGAUCCACAAGGAGAUUGAGGUAUAUAUGGAUGACAUCAUCAUCAAGUCUCGAAAGAGUGCAGAUCAUUUGAAAGACUUAAGGAAGUUCUUUGAGCGGUUGCGAAGGUACAGUUUGAAGUUGAAUCCUGCGAAGUGUGCAUUCGGAGUUCUCGCAGGAAAACUGUUAGGUUUCAUAAUUAGCAAACAGGGGAUAGAUAUGGACCCCUCAAUGAUCAAGGCCAUUCAAGACUUGCCUCCACCCAAUAUCAAUAAGUAUGUGAUAAUCUUUCUUGGAAGAUUGAAUUACAUAGCCCAUUCAGCAGUAAUCUGUGAGCCAAUUUUUAAGUUGUUGAAGAAAGAUGUCGCUACCAAGGGGACAGAGGAAUGUCAGAAAGCUUUCGACAGAAUCAAGGAGUAUUUGUCGAGUCCACCAGUGUUAGUUCCUCCUGAACCUGGGAAGCCGCUACUACUAUACUUGUUCGUUUUAGAUAAUGAAUUUGGAUGCAUGUUGGGACAACACAAUGAGACUACAAAGAAAGAACAAGCUAUCUAUUACCUGAGCAAAAAGUUCACACCAUACGAAGCUAGAUAUACCUUGUUAGAGCGGACCUGCUUUGCUUUGAUCUGGAUCACUCAGAAGUUAAGGCACUACCUAUCGAAAGCUAUCAAAGGACAAUCAUUGGCUGAUCAUUUUGCAGAGAACCCGGUGGACAAGGAUUACAAGCCACUUACCAUAUAUUUCCCAGAUGAAGAACACCCAGACAAGAAUUACAUCGACCUCAUCGAGAUAGAGGUUCGAGAUCAGCAUGCAUAUUGUUUCCAUGUAGAUGAAGAGCCAGAUGGUAAGACUUGGUACCGUGAUAUCAAAAGGUUCCUCGAAGCAAGAUACUACCCAGAAAGUGCAAGCAAGGGUCAGAAGCAAGCAUUAAGAAGAUUAGCAAAUCACGUUUUCCUUAACAGGGAAGUCCUGUAUAGGAGAACCCCAGACUUGGGUCUAUUAAUGUGUGUGGAUAUUGCUGAAGCAACAAGAAUAUUGGAAGAAAUACAUGCAAGAACGUGCGGGUCUCACAUGAAUGGUUUCACCCUAGCCAAUAAGAUCUUGACAACCGAAUACUUUUGGAUGACCAUGGAAAGUGAUAGUAUCCGUUAUGGCAUGGAUAUGAUUGGACCUAUAGAAUCUUCCACAUCGAAUGGGCUUCGUUUCAUCUUAGUAGCCAUCGACUACUUCACCAAAUGGGUCAAAGCCUCUACAUACAAGGUUGUCACAAAGAAGGUGGUGGCAGAUUUCGUCCGUAACAACAUAGUAUGCCGAUUUGGGAUUCUAUGGUCAAUCAUAACUGGCAAUGCGUCCAACCUCAAUAGCGAUCUCAUGAUGGAUAUUUGUGAGAAGUUAAUAAUCAUUCAAUGUAACUCCAUCUCCUACAGGCCAUAA